CUCUCAACUAGAGAACCCCGGCACUGUCACUCCGCCUUGACAAACUGCAGGACGGAUUUCCAGCCUCUCCGCGGCUCUUUUGCUUUCUGUUGGUCGUUUUCCGCCCGCCUCUAGAUAAACGCAUUGGACUUGCUUUUCGUUUUUUUUGGUGCCUAUUUUUUUUGGAGGAACGGUGAAACGAUGCAGCAGCGGGGAAGGAUGCAAGUCUCACCGGUCUCCCCCUCGGAAUAACGGCCAAAGGGAUGCUGCGCUGCGCUCCUCAACCCCUCACCAACUGCGAUGGAGGCAUGCCAAGCCGUGCAAGUGACCUUUAUUGCACCAUGAAUGCAAGCUCCGCCGCUCAAAGAGGACACAAGUAACCUUUUCCUUAUUAUCGAAGAAGGAGCCGUCGAUCUGAAGCGAAGAGUUGGGAACUAGAGACCAAGACAGAGAGACAGAGAGAGAGAAGACUCUCAUCAAACAAACAGACAAACCAACUAACAAAACAACCCAAACACACAAGGACAGAAUGCCAAAGCGGUCCGAGGAGAUGCUGGUGGAUCUGUGGAUGUCCUUGCUACUGGUGUGGAUUACGUGUGUUCCUUGUGUGUCCAUGACUCCCAUCGUAGGCCAGUCCAAAAGCACACAAACUGGUGGGUCCGCAGCGGAAGCGAGCGGUCCUGCCGAAGGACAAAGAUUACUGAGCCGCGCCAAGAGAGGAUGGGUUUGGAAUCAAAUGUUUGUGCUGGAGGAAUUUUCUGGACCCGAUCCAAUUCUGGUUGGCAGGCUCCACACAGACUUGGAUGUGGGCGGCAAAAACAUCAAGUACGUGUUGGCGGGUGAGGGCGCCGGCACCAUCUUUGCCAUCAAUGAGCUGACGGGCGACAUCCACGCUAUGAAGAGGCUGGACCGCGAGGAGAAGGCCGAGUACACCCUGACGGCCCAGGUCGUCAACGCCGACACGGACGAGCCCUUGGAGCCGCCGUCCGAGUUCAUUAUCAAAGUCCAGGACAUUAAUGACAACCCGCCGCAGUUCAACGAAGGCCCUUACCGGGCCGCUGUUCCUGAGAUGUCUGCUGUUGGUACCCCGGUUACCCGGGUAACAGCAACAGAUGCCGAUGAUCCGGUGUACGGGAACAGCGCUAAACUGGUCUACAGUAUACUGGAGGGGCAACCGUAUUUCUCUGUAGAACCCAACUCCGGGACCAUAAAAAUUGCUCUCCAUGGGAUGGAUCGGGAGAUGAGAGAGGAGUACCUGGUGGUCAUUCAGGCUAAGGACAUGGGAGGACACAUGGGCGGCCUGUCUGGGACCACGACUGUCACCGUCACGCUGAUGGACAUCAACGACAAUCCACCAAAGUUCUCCAAAAGUCUGUAUGAGUUUGUGAUCCCAGAAGAUCUACCCGUAGGGAAAAUGGGCGGCAAGGUCAAAGCAAACGACAGAGACAUCGGCGAGAAUUCCAAGUCGACGUACAGCAUCAUCGAGGGCGAUGACCAAGGCAUGUUCGAGAUAGUCACAGACGGCCAAACACAAGAGGGGAUUCUUCGACUGAAGAAGCCGAUAGACUACGAGAGCAAGAGAUCCUACACCCUGAGAGUGGAAGCCACCAACGUCCGCUCCGAGCCCAGCAGCGGCGGGCCCUUCAAAGACACGGCCACAGUGAAGGUCGUGGUGGAGGACUCGGACGAACCUCCGGUUUUCCUCAAACCCGUGUACGUGCUGGAAGUGAACGAGAACGCCCCCGUCAACACCGUCAUAGGGGCGGUCACAGCCAGGGAUCCGGACUCUACUGGGAGCCUUGUCAGGUAUUUCAUUGAUCGGCACACAGACCUGGAGAGGCAGUUCAACAUCAACGUGGACGACGGGAAGAUCACGCUGGCCAAACCGCUGGACCGGGAGACGGACAUGUGGCACAACAUCACGGUGACCGCCACCGAAGUCAGAAACCACAGUCAGAUAUCAAGAGCAAUUGUGGCCAUCAGAGUGAUGGACAUUAAUGACAAUGCCCCUGAAUUUGCCACUGAAUACGAGGCUUUCCUGUGUGAAAAUGGAAAACCUGGACAGGUGAUCCAGACUGUCAGCGCGGUGGACAAAGACGACCCAAUCCAGGGCCACUACUUUGACUACCGUCUGGUCCCGGAGAUGCUCAACAACCCCAAUUUCACCAUCAAGAACAACCAAGACAAUUCAAUCAGUGUUUUGGCCAAGCACGAUACCUUCCGGCGACAGAAGCAGGAGAUGUACUUCCUGCCAAUCAUUGUGACGGACAACGGCAACCCGCCCAUGAGCAGCACCAACACCUUGACCAUCCGAGUGUGCGGGUGCAGUAAGGACGGCAUCGUCCAGUCCUGCAACGUAGAGGCUUACGUCUUACCCAUCGGUCUUAGCAUGGGGGCUCUCAUCGCCAUCCUGGCCUGCAUUAUACUGCUGUUAGUAAUAGUAGUGCUUUUUGUGACCCUGAGGAGACACAAGAAUGAGCCUCUGAUUAUUAAGGAUGACGAGGAUGUCAGGGAGAACAUUAUCCGCUACGAUGACGAAGGAGGUGGCGAGGAGGACACGGAGGCCUUCGACAUCGCCACGCUGCAGAACCCGGACGGCAUCAACGGCUACCUGCCGCGCAAGGACAUCAAGCCCGACUUGCAGUUCAUGCCCCGUGCAGGCCAGCACUCGGGCCCGAACGGCGUGGACGUGGACGAAUUCAUCAACGUGCGGCUCCACGAGGCCGACAACGAUCCCACGGCUCCGCCUUAUGACUCCAUCCAGAUCUACGGAUACGAGGGCCGGGGAUCCAUUGCCGGCUCCCUCAGCUCACUGGAGACGGCGUCGUCGGACUCGGACCAGAACUAUGACUAUCUCAGGGAGUGGGGCCCGCGCUUCAGAAGACUUGGGGAGCUCUACUCUGUGGGCGAGAGCGACCGCGAGACCUGACCUUUGGUUUGUUAGACAAAAAGACCUUUCUGAUUUCUUUUACGUCCACAUACUUGUGUAUCAAAUGCUAGGGGGUUUGCUGGCUUUUAGAAACAGGUGUUUGAAAAAAAAAAAAAAUCACCUUUUUGUAUUCUUGUUAGAGUAAGGUAUAGCAAUUGCCAUCCACUACGUCGAGCGCAUUGUAAUUGUUGAGCCGAACAAUGUCUUUCCUAGGAAAUCUAUGAUUCUUGUGGAGUGUAUCUUAGAUUUCGUUGUGGAGUGUCUAGCAGUGUUUUGGGUGUUAGUCAUUUGCUGUGACUGCCGGUCGAGGAAAAACCCCGGGAGAUCGCUGGUGGUUGCCCGAUGAAAGGAACUCACGGAUAACGCCGGGUUCUCUGAAGCUUGAGCAGACACUCCAUGCUCCCUGGACAGCAAGCUGGACCUCAGGAGCUGCAGAGGGACACGUGUUUCACGUCUCCCUAAGCCACCCAGCCGAUCGGUGUUGUGAGACGAAAUGACAAUGAAAAAGCAAUAUAUGGUCUACAUUAAAAUGAUGAAUGUAUGUGUGAUUUGAAAAAAAAAAAUGAAAAAAGAAAAGCAAAAAGACAAACCAGUAUUGGCUUUAGGUGAAUUUGUUAGCAUUUGAUAUGUUCUCUGGUUGCCACCUUUGUAAACUAUAAAGGCCAGAGAGGCUUGCUUUAUACAACUCUUUGUAUUUACACGCUACACGGUGUGGGUCGCAAGUGUUACUAGCCUAUAAAAGACUGACGUGAAGACAAAAAAGAGAAAUGUAGAAACUCUGAGGCCUUCUUUUUACAGAAGCAACGUUAAAUACAAUUGUAAUCUACUGAGUUUUUUUUUGGUGAUGUGUUAAUUCUUCAUUAUCGUUGUAUGAAGUUUUUGUAUUUCUGUUCUUAAAUCUUUUAAUUUGUUUUACCCUGUGCUGACAAUUUGAAGUGAAUGUGUUUCGAUAAUUUCACAUUCAGCUGUUUUUUCAACCACUUGAACACUAUUUCACAGCAGCCAGACCACGUCAUCUAUUGCGGUUGAAACUAUAGACUAGAUAAGCAAGCAGAAUAGAGCUCUAACUAAACGCAACUAUGGGGAAAAUUGAAUUAAUUGGGACUGCAGGAAUGGGACCUUUCUGACACAUGCUGAUUCUGUGUAAAAUAUAUCUCGCAAUAUAUCCUGAGGUACAGCCAGUGAGCGUCUGAGCACAAUAGUCCAAUUGAUACCUGAGUAUUCGACUCUCGACAGACAUCAAAUCUCAUUUAGGAUACGCAGAUUGCAUCACCGAGGAAAAAUAAAGGACACAAAUCCAGACCAUGUGCAUAUUGUGCUUACACUGUAUGAUAUCAAUAAUAAAAGACUUGUUCUGUACAUAGAGUUACUGCUAACGUCAUUAGCUUUCAAUGAGGUGGUAGAUUUGUCUCUGCACGUUAGCUCUUGCACAUAAUGGGAAUUUCAAUGGCACUACAGCUGCGUGCAUACUCAGUUUGUACUGAUACAGUAUUAUGGCAGUUCUCAGUAGACUAAACAAUAUAUAUGGAAUAGUCCUACACGCAGAUCAUAUUUUGUACUGUGCUUUAAUGCUUAUAAAUGUGUAUGUUCAAUUAUUUACUCCCUGUACUGUAAUCUAAGAUACCCUGUAUUGUUUCCUACUUUGUGAAAUAUAUUUUUAUAAAUAUC
Messenger RNA from Gasterosteus aculeatus aculeatus (three-spined stickleback), 4576 nucleotides. It is a transcript of the gene cdh8, whose product is annotated as cadherin 8. The record is from RefSeq and is a predicted model, not a curated record. Gene Ontology annotation, cellular component: synaptic cleft; adherens junction; plasma membrane. Lineage: Eukaryota; Metazoa; Chordata; Actinopteri; Perciformes; Gasterosteidae. Gene Ontology annotation, biological process: adherens junction organization; multicellular organism development; calcium-dependent cell-cell adhesion. Gene Ontology annotation, molecular function: cadherin binding; calcium ion binding; beta-catenin binding.